Molecule: messenger RNA, 2949 nt
Organism: Exserohilum turcica Et28A
Lineage: Eukaryota; Fungi; Ascomycota; Dothideomycetes; Pleosporales; Pleosporaceae
Exons: 3
Coding region: 1-2949 (982 amino acids)
Biological process (GO): meiotic cell cycle; microtubule nucleation; cytoplasmic microtubule organization
Cellular component (GO): centrosome; spindle pole; equatorial microtubule organizing center
Molecular function (GO): microtubule minus-end binding; gamma-tubulin binding
Source: RefSeq, a predicted model, not a curated record
AUGCUCCACGAACUGCUCCUCUCGCUCUCCGGACACCCGUCCCCGCUAUUCGAUGCCCCCGGCCACGUGACCUCGACCGCCAGUCGACUGCUCUCUCCAUCCGAAGAACAAUUAUUGUCUUCGAUCGGCCAUCUCUCACAGCUGCAUCGGAAGCUGCGCGACCAUACUUCUAGGAUUGCUGCUUCGCACCCUUCAAUCAUCUGCCGAGCAGUCGCCACUUCAAUCACAUCGCAUCACCUGGAGCAGUUUCAACAAAAGAUACUUGACGUAGAGAGUCGCAUCCUCAAGCAAGAUGCCUCAACUGUCGGUGCGUACAAUAUUGUGCCGCUUGCUGGGAUCGUGAGCGAAUUCUCCGAAUGGGUCAGGAUCAUGGAAUGGUUGUGGGACAUUACCAAUCAUAUGAUCCCUGCAGAAGCUGCAUUCAAAAUCGAGAGGAUGAUCAGCCAGUCGGCCUCGGGAGCUGGGAUCAUUGACAAACUGCGGGCUGAGGCCCAAACUGGAUUUCCCGACAUCGAAGAGGCUGCGCAUGGUCUAAGCAAGGUCGCCGAAACAUCAUGGCUGCGGCAGCUAUCGACAUGGCUAUUGUACGGCCGCCUUCCUUCCUGCCGAAUCGACUUUUUUAUUCAGCAAGAUGACGAAGAUGCGGAGGAGCAAGUCUUCAUUCUGCAGAGCAAUCUGCUCCCAAAGUUUGUAACAAGACAGACGGCUCUUUCAAUUCUGUUUGUUGGAAAGUCGCUCAAUCAGAUCCGGUCGCUGCCAUCAGCUGUAAAGGCGUUGAAUGCGAAGAACUCGUCUUCAGAGCUGGAUCUGCUACCCAAGCAUGUUCACCAACUCUCUGAAGUGACUGCGCCAGUGUCAGUAGCAAAACUUUCCGAAGCCAUCGCAAAUAUUCGCUUGUCAUUAUCGCGAAAUCUUCUACAGCACUUGCUGCCGCGGGAGAAGAUUGUCGAGACUCUGACUGUGCUGCAUCAGUUCUUCCUCAUUGGCAGGGGUGAGUUCGCUUUGACACUGAUUGCUGAAGCAGACGAAAAAAUGUCAUCGCGGCAUCGCAGCCAGUCAGCAGCCAAGGCUAGGGAGUCAGUGAGGGGUGUGUUGCUCAAAGAGGCGGAGAUUAAUCACAUUCUUGCCCGCUCAUUCUCUAUUCUUUCGACAUUGUCCAGCGAGGAUGAGCACACGGAUGAUAUUUUGGAUGUCGCGACGCAACUGCUACACCUCAGUGUGAAUAGUUCCUCGACCCAUCGCCCCGGAACACCGGGACGGGCCAAGGACGCAGACUCUAUGCUCCCACAGCUCGCCAAUCUCUCCUUUGACGAGUUACUGUUAUCUGUGCCAACGUCCCUCACAAUGGAUAUCCGUUCGCCGCUCGAUCUCUUUUUAACCAAAUCGGACCUGGAUGUCUACUCAUCUAUCAACUCUUGCUUACUCGCAGUCCGACGGGCCCAUCUUCACUUGGCUGAAUUGUGGCGGUACAGCUCAAUACGGAGAGACUACCCAUGUCCCCCUGGCUAUCAAUACAGCAAUUCUGCGCAUGGAAGGGCAAUUCUCAAAAGACGCCGCCAGCGUGCCACUAAGAGAUCGCAAGAAAUGCGCAGGAUAUGGGCUACAUGUGCAGCUGCAAUCUUCUUCCUGGCAGAAAGCGAGGCGUAUUUUCAUGGCACCGUUGUACAGCAAUCUUUCCGUCAUUUCAUCACCUGGGUCACCGGGGCGCAGAACCCCUCGUCCCAGCCACCUACCGCACCAUCAAGCCGCCCUUCUUCAUCGAGGUUUCGCAGGUCCAUGACGGACGGUGACUCCCAGAAGCAGCACGACCCAGAAGCGCUGGCCUCGGCACAUCGCCGAUUCCUCUCCUCGGUCGCUUACUCGCUCCUCCUGACCGACCAGACCUUUACCAAGGCACUCCGUACAAUGUGCACUCAUGUAGACGAACUGGUGGCAUUCAUCACGCGUCUGACCAAGAUUCAACAGAACUUGGACCUUGAAGAAGAUGAGGGCGUGGAGGACUACGCGCAAAACUACCAAAAGGAAGAGCGAGAGGUCAGUGUGGAAAUGGAUCGCGCAAGAAGAAGGCUGGACAGCGAUUUGAAGGCACUGGUAGACCGAUUGCGAGAGAUAGAUAGCGAAAGGAUCGGUGCUUCCGCACCUGGCACCGCAAGUUCCGCCACACGGGAAGAAGGUGCUUAUGAGCCGCUGAGGGUAGGCGGAAUCGAUCGUCUGUUGAUGAAAUUGGACUGGAGUGGCGAGGACGAGGGAGGUGAGGAACCGUACAGCAAUUGGCAAUUACUGCACCAUUUCAUUCAAUCAUCCACAUCACGUACCCUAUCAAUUCAUCGCAGUACCGCACUGAUGCCGUGCACAAAGUGCAAGUUGCGAAUGCAUGUACAUGGCGCCGCUCACUCCAAUGUGGAACAUGCCAAUCCUUUCGACGACUCUGCCACCACAGACGCUCUGAAUAACAGAGAAGCUCCGGACACCGGGACUCGCCCUCAACCUCCAACACAUUCGCUUUCCGCACCGAACCCAGCAAAUACGUUUCAUCUGCCCAAUGGCGAUACUGCCAGACACCACGACUCAGCCGUCUGGUCCGAAACAACCGUAUCCCCAUCCAUUCCUUCUUCCCCGCUGCUUCGAACCCAACGCCGACUAUCGAAUCCCUUUAAAGACCCAAAACCACUACAUCCAAACGAGACAGUACAUGCAGCCAUGGCAGAACCCACAAGCAGCCCAGCACCCCCAAGCUAUCAAUCCUGUGCAUGUCCGGCUACGCCGAAAAAGAAAACUAGCCGCAGCCUGCGAGACCGGGUCAAGACGCUGUUCAAAGGGAGCAAGAAGGACGCGGCGACUUGCAAGCAAGAAGCUGCCGUUCUGACAACGGCGCGAUUCAGGGGCCAGGGCAUACAUUUUCUGCAUGGCACCAUGCGCAGUCGGAGAUAUAGCUACUUGAGCAAGUGA